This is a messenger RNA of Quercus lobata, 3355 nucleotides long. RefSeq names its product L-arabinokinase-like. The transcript is spliced from 29 exons. Gene Ontology annotation, molecular function: ATP binding. NCBI's taxonomy places the organism in Eukaryota, Viridiplantae, Streptophyta, Magnoliopsida, Fagales, Fagaceae. The coding region runs from base 187 to 3156 and encodes 989 amino acids. The record is from RefSeq and is a predicted model, not a curated record.
GGCGUUAUCCAUCUGUUAUAUUAUUCUCUAUUUAGCCCCCGCCAGAAUCAGUCUCUACCCAAAAGCUUUGUCCAUAUUUGGAGGAUCUCACUUUCUCUCCUUUCUAUUUUUGUCUCUACUCUCUCCCUCUAUUAAUUCUUUGAAAAAGUGAUCAUCUGAGGUACAAAGAAUCUGAAACCAAAAAGAAUGAGGAUUAACGAAGAGAAUGAUGGAGUAUCGGCGUCCAGAGAUCACUUGGUUUUCGCUUACUACGUUACUGGCCAUGGCUUCGGCCAUGCGACUCGUGUUGUCGAGGUGGCUCGGCAGCUGAUUCUGGCGGGGCAUGAUGUGCACGUGGUGACCGGUGCUCCUGAUUUCGUUUUCACCUCUGAGAUUCAGUCCCCUCGCCUCUUCAUUCGCAAGGUGCUGUUAGAUUGUGGAGCAGUUCAGGCAGAUGCCUUGACAGUAGAUCGUCUUGCGUCUUUGGAGAAGUACAACGAGACAGCCGUGGUGCCUCGGGCUUCUAUUUUGGAAACGGAAAUAGAGUGGCUGAACUCCAUCAAAGCUGACUUAGUGGUCUCAGAUGUUGUUCCAGUUGCUUGUCGUGCAGCAGCUGAUGCUGGAAUACGCUCUGUUUGUGUCACGAACUUCAGUUGGGACUUUAUCUACGCGGAGUAUGUGAUGGCAGCUGGAAAUCAUCAUCGUUCAAUAGUUUGGCAGAUAGCGGAGGAUUAUUCCCAUUGUGAGUUCCUGAUCCGUCUCCCUGGAUAUUGCCCAAUGCCAGCUUUCCGUGAUGUUAUUGACGUACCUCUGGUUGUGAGGAGGUUGCAUAAAUCCCGAAAGGAGGUGAGAAAGGAGCUUGGAAUUGGGGAUGAUGUGAAGCUAGUUAUUCUAAACUUUGGUGGACAGCCAGCUGGCUGGAAUCUAAAGGAGGAGUACUUACCUUCUGGUUGGUUGUGCCUGGUUUGUGGUGCUUCUAACCAGGAGCUUCCACCAAAUUUCAUAAAGCUUGCAAAAGAUGCAUAUACUCCUGAUCUUAUAGCAGCAUCUGACUGUAUGCUUGGAAAAAUUGGGUAUGGCACUUGCAGUGAAGCCCUUGCAUUCAAGUUGCCAUUUGUCUUUGUACGCAGAGAUUAUUUCAAUGAAGAGCCAUUUUUGAGAAAUAUGCUUGAGUAUUACCAAAGCGGCGUUGAGAUGAUUAGGAGGGACUUACUCACUGGUCAUUGGACACCAUACCUUGAGCGUGCAAUUAGUUUGAAACCAUGCUAUGAAGGAGGCACCAAUGGUGGUGAGAGGGCAGCUCAAAUCCUGCAGGAGACAGCUAUUGGGAAAAACUAUGCAUCAGAUAAGCUUAGUGGGGCAAGAAGAUUGCGUGAUGCUAUAAUUCUUGGUUAUCAACUACAAAGAGCCCCUGGACGAGAUGCAUUCAUUCCAGAAUGGUAUGCAAGUGCUGAAAAUGAACUGGGUAUUUCUGGUGGAUCACCGACUUACCAAAGUUCAGAUAAUGGUUCCAUAAUGAGAUCAUGCACCGAGGACUUUGAGAUUCUUCAUGGAGAUCCUCGAGAUUAUCCAGAUACAAUUGGUUUCUUAAAGAGCUUGGCAGAGCUAGAUGCUGUAAAUGACUCUGAAAAGAGUGGUGAGACGCGCCGAGAGCGUAAGGCUGCUGCUGGACUCUUCAAUUGGGAGGAUGAAAUCUUUGUGUCAAGAGCACCUGGAAGGUUGGAUGUGAUGGGAGGGAUUGCUGACUAUUCAGGAAGCCUUGUCUUGCAGUUGCCAAUAAGAGAAGCCUGCCAUGUUGCUGUGCAAAUGAAUCAUCCAAGUAAACAUAGGCUUUGGAAGCAUGCCCUGGCUCGGCAGCAAGCCAAAGGACAAGGAUCGACACCUGUUCUGGAAAUUGUAUCAUAUGGUUCAGAAUUGAGCAAUCGUGGACCAACCUUUGAUAUGGAUUUAUCUGAUUUUAUGGACGGAGACCAGCCAAUAUCAUAUGAAAAAGCAAAGGAAUACUUUGCUAAAGAUCCAUCCCAAUCGUGGGCAGCUUUUGUUGCAGGGGGGAUUCUGGUUUUAAUGACAGAAUUAGGUGUACGCUUUGAGGAUAGUAUCAGUAUGCUGGUUUCUUCUGCUGUCCCAGAAGGCAAAGGUGUAUCAUCUUCUGCUUCUGUGGAGGUUGCUAGCAUGGCUGCCAUAGCUGCCGCUCGUGGAUUAAACAUCUGUCCACGAGAUCUUGCUUUGCUCUGCCAGAAGGUUGAGAAUCACAUUGUUGGAGCUCCAUGUGGUGUGAUGGACCAGAUGACUUCAGCAUGUGGUGAAGCCAACAAACUUCUUGCAAUGGUGUGCCAGCCUGCUGAGAUAGUUGGGCUUGUAGAAAUUCCCUCCCAUAUCCGAUUUUGGGGAAUUGAUUCAGGAAUAAGACACAGCAUCGGUGGUGCAGACUACGGAUCCGUCAGAGUUGGUACCUACAUGGGUCGAAAGAUGAUAAAGUCUACUGCAUCUUCGAUCUUGUCUCGGUCAUUACCUAAUGGUGAUGGGCUAAACCUUGAUGAUUUGGAGGAUCUUGGUGUUGAACUAUUGGAAGAUGAAGCUUCAUUAGAUUACUUAUGUAACCUUUCACCUCACAGAUAUGAGGCUCUUUAUUCAAAGGUGCUUCCAGAGUCCAUGCUUGGGGAGACAUUUUUGGAGAAAUAUGCUGAUCACCACGAUCCUGUCACAGUUAUUGAUCCCAAGCGUACUUAUGGAGUUGGAGCACCUGCUAAACAUCCUAUAUAUGAAAAUUUCCGUGUCAAGGCCUUUAAAGCACUUCUAACAUCGGCAACUUCAGAUGAGCAACUCACGGCUCUUGGUGAACUAUUGUAUCAGUGUCACUUCAGCUACAGUGUUUGUGGGCUUGGCUCGGAUGGAACAGAUAGGCUUGUACAGUUAGUCCAGGAAAUACAGCAUGGUAAAUUAUCUAAAUCCAAAGAGGGGACAAUAUAUGGAGCGAAAAUUACUGGUGGAGGUUCCGGUGGAACUGUUUGUGUAGUUGGCAGGAACAGUCUACGAAGCAGUGAACAAAUUCUUGAGAUUCAGCAGAGAUACAAAAAAGCAACGGGAUAUUUGCCAUUUCUUUUUGAAGGCUCAUCACCAGGCUCUGGGAAGUUUGGAUAUCUGAAAAUAUGCCGCAUGCCCAACAAGCUAAACUAAUGUCAACUUUGUGGGAUAAAAUAAUUAAAGGGAAGCGAUUCUGGUCUAGACUAGAAACAGAUCAAGUCUCUAGGCGACAUUUAAGUAUUUUUGUAAGGGUUUAUUAUGAUUGACUCCGAUCAGAACAUCUGGGGAGUAUGGCAAUAAACACAUUCCAGCAUAAUAAUAAUAAUAAUAAAAUUAUCAUUUUUAAUUUUUA